UGGGCCCCUGCCUGCAUGUUUGACACCCCUGCUCUAACUGCUCCUUGUCACCCGUCCCAGGUCUCCGCUGCCAGAGAGGAGGUGCCCGGUCGCCGUGGUUUCCCCGGUUACAUGUACACUGACCUGGCCACCAUCUACGAACGGGCCGGUCGAGUGGAGGGCCGGAACGGGUCCAUCACCCAGAUCCCCAUCCUGACCAUGCCCAACGACGACAUCACCCAUCCCAUCCCUGAUCUGACCGGGUACAUCACAGAGGGGCAGGUCUACGUGGACCGGCAGCUGCACAACAGACAGAUCUACCCGCCCAUCAACGUUCUGCCGUCUCUGUCCCGUCUGAUGAAGUCCGCCAUCGGAGAAGGGAUGACCAGGAAGGACCACGCCGACGUGUCCAACCAGCUGUACGCCUGCUACGCCAUCGGUAAAGACGUCCAGGCCAUGAAGGCGGUGGUGGGAGAGGAGGCCCUGACCUCUGAUGACCUGCUGUACCUGGAGUUCCUGCAGAAGUUUGAGAAGAACUUUAUCGCCCAGGGUCCCUAUGACAACAGGACCGUCUAUGAGACCCUGGACAUCGGCUGGCAGCUGCUCAGGAUUUUCCCCAAAGAGAUGUUGAAGAGGAUUCCACAGAGCACCCUGGCCGAGUUCUACCCCAGAGAGUCGGCCGCACGACACUGAAAACAACGAAACCCCUGAACCUCCGAACCUCCACCCCCCUCUGUCCCACACAUCACCCUCUCAAACCGCCCCCCCAUCACUUCCUCCCUGUAUAAAGCAGGUGGUGUUCCUAAUAAUGUGGCCCCUCCAGGUGGUGUUCCUAAUAAUGUGGCCCCUCAGUAGUUGUUCCGUAGCCUGUCUGUGUGUGGAUCGUGUCUGUGCUCGUACCUUUGAUGGUUAAAAAGUCGACAUAUCUUUAAAGUGAUAGAUCAGUCUUUAUUUAUUGGGGUUAUUGUGUUUUUGCUGGAAUUCCCCUUUUUAUGAUUCUUUGUUUUUUUUUCGUUCACAUUUCUUUGGUUAAAUUAACGCUCGUUUGUUGAACUGAAGCGCAGGUUGUUUUCCCUGAACAGGACUGCUCAGGGUUCAUGUCGUUCUUUUCCACCUCCUUCAUUUGGUUUCAUUAAAGGUUAAAGGUGUGUCUGUUUUCCCUUUUUCUUUCUUUCUCUUAAAUCAGAGGUUCCUGAACGUUCCUGUGGUCCCUCAGCUGCUCUUCCUUUUUUCAAACCACACACGUUUACACUUUCAGCUUCUGUCGCUUCAUUUCUGCUGAUGAAAGGAUCAUUCUAUAAAAGAAUAAGAGUCACAACAUUCCCUGUUUGUUUUUGCAGAAACUGAUUCAUUGUUGUUAAAUCAUAAUGUUUAUGUGUGUUUGUGUCCAUGAAUAAAUUAAAUUAUGAC
This is a messenger RNA of Sphaeramia orbicularis (orbiculate cardinalfish), 1389 nucleotides long. RefSeq names its product V-type proton ATPase subunit B-like. The transcript is spliced from 6 exons. Lineage: Eukaryota; Metazoa; Chordata; Actinopteri; Kurtiformes; Apogonidae. Bases 16 to 672 code for a protein of 218 amino acids. Gene Ontology annotation, molecular function: ATP binding; proton-transporting ATPase activity, rotational mechanism. The record is from RefSeq and is a predicted model, not a curated record. Gene Ontology annotation, biological process: vacuolar acidification.